Trichechus manatus latirostris (Florida manatee) is the source of this 2092-nucleotide messenger RNA. RefSeq names its product zinc finger protein 582 (gene ZNF582). The coding region runs from base 127 to 1797 and encodes 556 amino acids. NCBI's taxonomy places the organism in Eukaryota, Metazoa, Chordata, Mammalia, Sirenia, Trichechidae. The transcript has 4 exons. The record is from RefSeq and is a predicted model, not a curated record. Gene Ontology annotation, biological process: regulation of DNA-templated transcription.
ACCGGCAAGUCUAGCGCCAGCGUCGGUCUGAAGCGUUUCCGGUUGUGGACUACAUUUCCCGUCGGCCCCCGCGGCGCGCGCCCCGUUGGCGCCCCCUUUCUGGGUCCAGGCUCAUAGUCGGAGCCCAUGGACCCUUUAGCUCUGCCAUCUCAGGACUCUGCCCUUCUCCAAGAGAGGAACCAGGAGGAGGAUUCAUCAGCCCUCAAAAUUCUAAAAGUCACGUCCCUCGGGUCAGUAUUGUUCAGGGAUGUGGCCAUAGUCUUCUCCCAAGAAGAAUGGGAACAGCUGGCACCUGCUCAGAGGGAUCUGUACAGAGACGUGAUGUUGGAGACGUACAGCAACCUGGUCUCACUGGGUAAGCCACCUCUGAGAGCUUAUAGAUGUUAUUUUGAGACUAAACUUUCCAUUUUUACUAUAGACAUUCCCUUUCUGUGGAAAAGGGAAAAACAAACACAUACUUGCUUUUUUUGUUCUCUUCCAGGACUGGAGUCUAGGCCUGAUACCAAGGUGUCACCUCUAAGGCAGAACGUUUAUGAAGUAGAAUCACUCCAGUGGGAGCUCAUGGAAAGCCUUACAAGCUAUAAGCUGGAGUGUUUCCAAGAUGACUGGGAACACAGAGAGCGAUUUGACAGACAACAGGGAAAUGCAGACGGACAUUUCAGUCAAAUGAUAAUCAGUCAUGAAGAAAUGCCCUCUUUUGGCCACCAGACAUCUGUGACAUUUUAUCAGAAAAUCCAUGCUGGAGAAAAACCCUAUGGAUAUAAUGAAUGUAGAAAAGAAUUAUGGCAAGAGGAAUUCCUUAUUAAUCAUCAAGGAAUUCAUACUAAUGAGAAACCUUAUAAAUGUAAGGAAUGUGGGAAGGCCUUUAAGUAUGGUUCACGACUAAUUCAACAUGAGAAUAUUCAUUCUGGCAAGAAACCCUAUGAAUGUAAGGAAUGUGGAAAGGCCUUCAAUUCUGGUUCAAAUUUCACACAGCAUCAGAGAGUUCAUACUGGCGAGAAACCUUACAAAUGUAAGGAUUGUGCAAAGGCCUUUAGUCGAAGCUCACAACUGAUUGAACAUCAGCGGAUUCAUACGGGUGAGAAACCCUAUCAAUGUAAGGAAUGUGGAAAGGCCUUCAAUCGGAUCUCACAUCUUAAAGUACAUUACAGAAUUCAUACUGGUGAAAAACCCUAUGCAUGCAAGGAAUGUGGGAAAACCUUUAGUCAUCGGUCUCAGUUGAUUCAACAUCAGACUAUUCACACUGGCAAGAAACUCUAUGAAUGUAAGGAAUGUGGGAAAGCCUUUAAUCAGGGUUCAACUCUUAUUCGACAUCAGAGAAUUCAUACCGGUGAGAAACCCUAUGAAUGUAAGGUAUGCGGGAAGGCGUUUAGGGUCAGCUCACAACUUAAGCAACAUCAGAGGAUUCACACUGGGGAGAAACCCUACCUAUGUAAGGUAUGUGGUAGGGCCUUCAAACGGGUGUCACAUCUUAGUGUACAUUAUAGGAUUCAUACAGGUGAGAAACCAUAUGAAUGUAAGGAAUGUGGGAAGGCCUUUACUCACUGCUCACAACUGAUACAUCAUCAGGCAAUUCAUACUGAGGAAAAGCCCUAUGAAUAUAAGGAAUGUGGGAGGACCUUAAGUCAUGAUUCAACUACUGUUCAACAUCAGAGAAUGUGUAAUGGAGAAACACAUGUGAAUAUAAUAAAUAUAGAAAAGCCUUCCAUCAGCACUUAUCCCUUAUUAAUUAUCAGAGAACUUAUGUUAGCAAGCAACCAUAUAAAUGGAAGUAAUGGGAAAAGCUCAUUAGCUUAGGCUAAUUGUAAUUUACUCCUGCAACUUGGAGAAAGUCUUGAAGAGUGUAAUGCAAGUGGAAAUGCCUUCAUUCACAGGUUUCCUUUAUCCUGAGUCAGAAAACACAUAUUUAAAAAAAAAAAAAAUUACAGAUGUAAAUUUAGCAUGAUUGUCAAAGAAGCAGGGAAAGGUUGGAAAAAUUUUUGUCUGUAACAAAUUCCAGAAUCACCUUUUCUAACCACAGUGUAAUAAUUUUAAGAAUAGUCAAAAGUGUUAAUUUUCUUGGAAAUUAAAAAAAAACAGCCAAAUUACUCUU